AUAAUAUGUGGCUCUGGCUCCCAGAAUACCCAACAUUCCAACCUGGAUGGGACCAAGAAGAAAUUCAUGCCACAUUCUUCAAAUGCAUCAGUUGGCAAGUGGAGGAAACCUUGGAUACAAUCAAUUGUCCUUACCAUUAUUUCUGUGACAAAACAUAUCCUCCAAAUUACCCACUUGCUGUUGAUAUCUUGGUUCUUCUAUUCACAACAGCUUCUUAUUUUGGGACUCUUGUCAUAGUGAUGAUGGAUAUGAAUUCAGGAAGAGGAAGAAUCUUUUGGGGUCAAUCAAAAAGAUUCCUUUUACCCUCUGGUCCUAUAUCCCUCCCACUUAUAAUCUUAGCAUUUGCAAAGGGUCCUCAAAUUAACACAAUAUUUCCACUCUCUUGCACUGGUCCUGCAAUUCUUCUCCUGGUUCUCAUUUCUGCAUUGUCCUUUGACAAUGGAGCUGAUAAGGACUUUAAGUACACUUUUUUUGUUGCAUCAACAGUGUCUGGCAUUUUGCAUGCAAGCUUAUAUCUGGAUUCUGUUGUGUUGCCUUAUUACACAGGUUUUGAUGCACUCAUGUCUUCAACACUUUCAGGUGAGUGUGCAUCUUGUGUAUGCAGGAAAGAGGCUUUGGUUGUUGGAGGGAAACUAGUGAGGUAUAGGGGUUGGUCAAUGACCACAUUUUUGUUGUGGGGGUUCUCUGUUUGAGGAUUAUAUGCAAAAUCUCUGGAGAAAAUGCAGGGAAAUUGUUGUCCAUCAAAGCCUUGAUGGAAAGGUUUAGCUGGAUCUUAAUAACCUUUGAUUGCGUUUACCUCACAGUUUACUC
Molecule: messenger RNA, 810 nt
Organism: Abrus precatorius (Indian licorice)
Lineage: Eukaryota; Viridiplantae; Streptophyta; Magnoliopsida; Fabales; Fabaceae
Source: RefSeq, a predicted model, not a curated record